Molecule: messenger RNA, 684 nt
Organism: Prunus armeniaca (apricot)
Lineage: Eukaryota; Viridiplantae; Streptophyta; Magnoliopsida; Rosales; Rosaceae
Source: the annotation of a GenBank genome assembly
AUGGAGCUGUCGGAGAUCGAGGACCUGCCGAAGAAGCUGCUUCGGGAGGAGGCUGGUCGCGCCUUCCGUCUCCAAGCCUCGGCUUCAAUGGACAUGUGGCUCUGCGUUAAGCGGGCCAUCAAUGCCGCCGAGAAGGCGAAGAAAUUAUACGAAGACGGCAGGGCGAAGGUUGCCGAAGCUGGCAAGGCCAUCCAAGCCCAGGCAAACUUGGCCAAGGACAUGCAGGCUGCCGAACGGCAGGUGAAGGUUUAUCAGGCCAAACUUGGCGAGAUGUCUGCGGCAUUGGAGGCGGCUCAGCUGACGGCAAAAGAGGCUCUGGAGUCGAAGGAGGCGAUCCAGGUGGCUUUCGAGGAGUCCGAGCGGGCCAGGGCUUCCGAGAUCGAGGCUGCCGUUCAGAAGGCGAUCCAGGGCUACCGUCGGUCUACCGAGUUCUCUACCUUGCUGGACAAGGAGGUAGGAUCGGAAAUGGCGGACCUGCUCUACCGUUUCAAGCGGUACAACCCUGGGAAAAAGCUCAACCUCAACUUCAUUGCUGACCCACCCCCCCUUCCUGAGGGCAUAAUCGAAGAGAUGAUCGAGGAGUACGAGGGGGAGGAUGUGACAGAGGAGGUCCCAGCUGAACCCGAAGGGAUAACUGCCGAAGCCGAUGGUGCUGCCCCUGAUGCCGACGAAGCUGCCGCCUGA